Venustampulla echinocandica is the source of this 1050-nucleotide messenger RNA. RefSeq lists its product as uncharacterized. The coding region runs from base 1 to 1050 and encodes 349 amino acids. The transcript has 2 exons. The record is from RefSeq and is a predicted model, not a curated record. NCBI's taxonomy places the organism in Eukaryota, Fungi, Ascomycota, Leotiomycetes, Helotiales, Pleuroascaceae.
AUGUCAUCCUACGAGCUGCCAGCCAAGGUCGCUCAUGGUAAUCUGGGCUGCGAAGCCCACGGCUUGGUAUCCUGUUCAAAGUGUUGCGUGGCCCUUAGCUUCAUGCUCGGAGAGGAAGACGAGAACAAGUCGAAUGUCUGCAUUCGUGAAGAUGGAGCAAGGAGGAGCUCUACGGAGUCUCUUGCGAAUAUCAUUCGCGGGGAAUCCCAUGGACAAAAUCAAAACGUACCAUCUCCGCUUGCCAUACUCCCUUCCGCCACCCUUUCCCAGAUCCGCCAUGUCCGGACGUUUGGGAACUCAAUGCUGCUCGAGGUGUUUGAACACGAUGAUUUCGUCGACUACAGGCUUGUAUGGCUACUCAAGCUUUUGCCAGCACUACACUUAGAUGACCUCACCGUUAUCGGGCCAAUUGAUGGCAAAAUUGCAUACGAUACUCUCCAGGGGCUGAUUCAGUAUGGGAAUGGAUGGAGGACGUUGCGAUUUAUCUCGCAGCAUUGGUCAGUACUCAGCUUUUCAAUAAAAGCAGAUAUCUAUGGUGCAGAACCACACUGGCGCAGUCCCAAACCAAGCACCCCAGAAGAAAAGAUUAUACACCAGCGCGACGGUGCACAGUCCGGGGCGUCCGUCACCACCUACUCCUCUGCAGGAUUAGAUGUAUUUGACACGGUUCUGACCUUCCAACCCCGUCAAAUAUCCACGCAAGAGGCAUCGUCUCCCAAAGCCCUAGCAACAAGUGUCGUAGAAGAAGACGAGGCGUUAUCGACAGCAAUCAAGAACGGUAAAGAGCUGCUAGUAGUUGUGAGGCGUGGUCAGGGGGCAGAUAUUUCAGAGGAAGAGCAUUGGCCGUAUACGUUGGAGCACGAUAUGCGACAUUGGGCACAUGGUAUAACUUGGGCGGAGAUCAGGCCUAGAUAUAUGAAUUUCGGCCAAGAGGACUUGGGGGACGAGGACGACAACGACAACAUGGAAGAAAACAUUGACGUCUGCGAAGGGGAAAAUGGCGAGGAUUUAUUUCCUAUACCGAUAGCGGAGCUGAGGACGAGAGUCUGA